Messenger RNA from Xenopus laevis (African clawed frog), 2467 nucleotides. Its product is annotated as E3 ubiquitin/ISG15 ligase TRIM25-like. The record is from RefSeq and is a predicted model, not a curated record. Lineage: Eukaryota; Metazoa; Chordata; Amphibia; Anura; Pipidae. Bases 114 to 1544 code for a protein of 476 amino acids. The transcript has a single exon.
AUUAUUUCCCUGCAAGAGUUUCAAGUUUCAUAUUUUAAUUGAGUCCAAAGUCCAAGCAAUAAACUUGCCUCUCCCUGUGUGAGAGGAGAGAGAAAACAUUCCAGGUUCCAGCAAUGGCGGCUGCUGAUCUGAGAGCUGAACUGAGCUGCUCCGUGUGCCGGGAGAUUUAUACCGACCCUGUAACCCUGUUGUGUGGCCAUAACUUCUGUCUCAUCUGUAUUGAGAGAACAUGGGACUGGCAGAAGAGUAUAGAGGAAGAUCCCUCCUGCCCUGAAUGUAGAAGGACAUAUAGAAGGAAACCUGAACUGAUAAGGAACCUGAGACUGAGGAACAUAGCAGAGCAAUUCCUUUCUACUGACCCACAGCAGGAUGGGACUGGGACCUCUAGAGACUCAAAAUGCUCCUCACACAACAAGAUCCUGGAGUAUUACUGCUGUGAAGAUGGUGUCUGUGUCUGUGGCUCAUGUGUUGCAUUUGGAGAGCACAGGGGCCACAAGGUGGAGCUGCUGAGUGAGGCCUCUGAUCAGAUGAAAGAAAAACUGAGAGAAGUUGUGGAGAAACUGAGGCCAGAGAGAGAGGAGACUGAGAGAGGAGCCCAGAGACUGCAGGAGCGCAGGAGAGAAGUGGCAGAAAAAGCAGCCGGUGAGACAGAGAGAGUCACUGCCCUGUUUAGAGACAUCAGGGAACAACUGGAAGUCCUAGAGAAGCGACUCCUGAGUGACAUCUCCAGCCAGAAAGAGAAGCUCUCACUCACACUCACUGAUCUGAUGGAGCAGCUGGAAAUAAAGAAGGACGAGCUGUCCAGGAAGAUCCGUCACAUUGAGGAGCUGUGCAACAUGGCAGAUCCACUCACUGUCCUACAGGAACGGGAAUCACAUGGAGCUGCAGAUAAUGAGGGGGGCAGAGAGAGACAUGAUAUAAAGGUCCCUGCUGUAGGGGAUCUGGAUGUGGAUCUGAUCUCAGAGACAUUACUCACAGGCUUAGCUGCCAUUGGGACUGGGGUAAAGGGAAGGAUCUAUGGGCAGGAGGCUACAGACCUGUUACUGGAUAUAAACACGGCUCAUAAUCUUGUAUCUGUAUCAGGGGACAGGAAAUCUGCUUCCUACUCACGUACAGACCAGUGUCACCCACAAACCCCAGAGAGAUUUCAGGUUCCUCAGACUUUAAGCAGCAGGAGUUUCCCCUCAGGGCGACAUUACUGGGAAGUGGAGGUCAGUGAAUCAGGGGAGUGGAGGGUAGGGGUGGCCUAUCCCAGUAUAGAGAGGAGAGGGGAUCAGUCCUGUAUUGGGGAUAAUAACAAGUCCUGGUGUUUGUACAGAUGGGAUGAUAACUAUUCAGUGAUACAUGACAAUAAAUGUACAGAUUUACCCCACGUCUCUUCCUGCAGGAGAAUCAGGAUCUCAUUGGACUAUGAGGCCGGACGUCUGUCCUUUUAUGAGCUGAGUGAGCCAAUCAGACACUUACACACCUUCACUGCCACAUUCACUGAGCCCCUUCAUGCUGCAUUCUGGGUAGUAAAUGCCUGGGUGAGAAUCAUUAGUUAGGGCACUGCCAACUACAUGAAGAAACCCAUGCCCAGAGUUGCCCGUAUCCCUUUGAUGAAUGGAUCAGUAGGUAGAGUUUCAGCAACAUUUAUGUGGGGUGUCUCCCCCGGCAAUGACUUUACAAUGAGUGAUCACUUUAAAGGAGAACUAAUACAAACUUAUCGGAACACCAUUACACCAAUAAUGGAAGACUAGGUCCAAUUAAGAUUAUUCAGGAGAAUUAGAAAUACCAAAGGCAUUUCCUGACAUAAAGGGGAAAUACACCUAAAAAAAACCUGGACACUGGGUGUUGGUGGAAUAUUGAAACACAUUGCGCUAUUUUUUUCUGUUUCUCUGUUGCCGUAGACGCUGAUCUACAUAUACAUUUUUGGAUACUUUUUUUGUGCAGCUGAGAGACUGUGGGAAGAUCGGCAAGAGAAAGUGAUUUUAAAGGACUUUUUUCAUUUUUCUUAAUUAUUCUCUGUUAAUUUGCUGACAUAGCCUGGAACAUGCUGGAGAGCUGGGAACAAAAUCUGUCACUUAUGGGACAAGGUCUCCUUACCAGAGACAUAUUCAGAAGACAUUCACUGCUGGAUGAUUGGACGAGGGCUGCUUUACCUCUACAUCUGCCUCUAAACAUGAGAGUAAAAGGGUACGAUCUGUAUUUGUGCCAUUUGAAUGGAGUCACAUGUAUUACACACAUGAGGAUUCUCUGAUCAUAAUAAUUAUGUGUUUUACUAAAUUUACUUUGUUUAAGAUACAUCCACCUAUAUGGGGCUUAAUAACAGAACCACUUUCUACCAGCUACAAGAAUUCCUUUAUCUCUCUCUCUUCUCUCUUACCUACUAGCUUUUAUUCUAUUAGUAACAUAGUAGUAAGUUAGGUUGAAAAAAGACACACGUCCAUCAAGUUCAACCUGAGCUCUAUUUUAAUCUGACUGUCAG